This is a messenger RNA of Gasterosteus aculeatus aculeatus (three-spined stickleback), 3391 nucleotides long. The record is from RefSeq and is a predicted model, not a curated record. NCBI's taxonomy places the organism in Eukaryota, Metazoa, Chordata, Actinopteri, Perciformes, Gasterosteidae.
UUUGCUGCUUUCCCUCACAGCCCUGCAAUUUAACAAUGGGGGUCACUUCAUUUCUUUCCACAUAGUCAUUUACUACUAAGGAAAACAAGGACACAAUGGACACGGCUAACAAUGACCAGCUACAUUUGGAACAAAGGUCAAUAGGAGAGUAUCAAAUAUUGCAUGACGACUGGUUCCUGAUCCCAUGCCAAGCUCAAUGGCUAAAUCGGACCAAAGAGGCUUCAUCCGGGGCCUGGAGUGGAGGAGAGCAUUUGAAGAUGAUGCGAUUGGUGUUCCUUGGUCUGCUGCUGAUGCUGCCAGCUGCUACUGCUGUUUCAGAAGACACUGAUGGAUCUGCAGAUGGAGGUAUUGGGGAGAUCAUUGAUGAUGAGGAUUUAUUCGUCCAGGAAUCUAGAGAUCUGGAUGGCGAGAGUCCAGGUGAAGUUGCGGGUGUAAAAGAAGCAGCAGAUCAUUUGACCAUGAUUAUCAUUAUUGUUGCUGUGGCCGCAGUGAUUCUUUCAGCUGUUGUAAUAAUCACUGUAGUGCUGGUAAGGCGCCGCUUGCACAAUCGACAGCAAGGGAUCUACUUCGUGCCUGCAGAGCAGGACCAGAAAGAGGCCAUCUAGUUCCUGGUGGAGCAGCAUUUUCAAUAACAGGGGAGAGAGGAGCCAUGCACCGGGCUGAAUGUCAUCUCUUAUCCUUUCCCUCAGACAGUUAGACUUCUUUGCACAGCAGCCUGCAUCUCACCAUUCAGUUCAUUACUUGCUCUUAUCAAUACAUAUGCAAUGUUUUUUUUUACUAUUGUAUACUCUGGUCUUUGUCGCAUCCAUUUAUGCCCCACAUAUAGGCAAUUUAUCCAGGGCCAUUGGAACACAUUCAAACCUUCUAAUUGGAUUCUAUUUGAGGAAUCCAAAUCAAAGCCAGUGAAUAUGGCUUAAAGCUUCUUUUGUUAAAAGGGAUAAUUUAGCACAGCCAGAGCUCUCCCUUUUUCUUACCACCUGAAACAAGAAAUUAUUCCCACCAGCUAUGCAGUAAAACUACAUUUGCGUUUGAUUUGGGGCUUGUUGAAAAACCCCAAAGAACCGGUGAGAAAUGGUCAAUAAGUAAGGGAAGCCAUGCUAAGCCGGGCUGGACCUCAAGUCAUUUUUUCAUUCACUUCUCUGACGGCUUCUGUUCCUGGCCCAUUUGCAAUGAUGGAUGGCAGUGCAAAGGGACGAUAAAAGCUUCUCCACCACAGUGAAAAAGAGAAACAAUUGGAAAUAGCCAGUGUGAACAUUAUUGCAGGGCAGCUGAUUAAUUGGCUGCAAUGAAUGAGGUUUUCUCAUUUUUGAAAGGGGUUCGCUUUAGUCCCGCAGAUUAUAAAUACAGGUGUCAGAAGUUUUAUACUGGUAGAAAGAAGCCGGGUGUGAGUGAGGGAUACAAUCUCACAAAUCAAAUAAAGAUGGAGAUGAUUGGGAAAAUUACGAACAAUGCCACAAACAAUGCCGUGGAGCAUGAUGGCUUUUCUGUUUUCAUUUGAAUGGAAAUCAAUCAUGGACCGAGAAAAAAAGCUUUCUCUCCAGGAACCUAAGAUUCUGGUUGCCUUAUUUGUUCCAAAUAAGAGGGGGGAACUUUUGUGUAGCAAAUGUUGUAGGGAAACGGGACUUGCCCCAGUUCAACGUGACAGUAUUCUAUUGGUGGCUUUGUGAGGACACGUGUAAUAGAAUGAGCUUCAGAGGGGGUACAUGGGGUUAAACACUGGAAUUUUCAAAGCAGGAUCUCACUUUGCUUCCAUUAAAUCUUGUAGCUAAUCUCUGGACAGGCCUUGGCUCCAGUUCAGCCAGACUUGAGGGCUUGAGAGUCACGUCCUCUUCCGGGUCUGGAGGAGUUAUAGAUUUGUGCUGAAGCGUUGAAUGAUGCAUGAAACAAAUUAACUGAGGCAAUUAUUGUUUGCGCAUGUGUUUUACUGUUUGUAUUCAGCAAUGUGUGUGCAGUAUGUGUCAUUUCUAAAAAGUAUAGCAUUACCCAAUGAGCCUUGAAUAUCUGUCAGCAUUUCAAAGAGAGUAAAAUUUAACAGAAAUUACAAUUCAAAACAGUUCUGUUUCUGUUAGAAAAACAAAUCGCAUUUGGUUUUUCAUUUUCUUUCAAGGCCUCUUCUUUUUUUAAUUGAGAAAGCAAAAACAAUACAGAGAAAUGCAAUGUUUGGUCCAGCCUGCUUCCUGAGAGUCACCAAAUCUACUCAAUUAUUUCUUUCAUUAACGCUACUUCUGUUAGUGUAACAGAUGUAGAUGUUAAACUUUUAUUUCUUUGCAUUGAGGUUAUGUUGGGUUUUUUUUUGUCCGUGCAUGCAGUGUCCAUAAAGGCUUUAUGUACUCCAGCUUCAGAAAACGUUUGACAAAACUCAAGUAAACAAAGAAAUAUGUCAUUAGCAUUUAGAAAAACUGCAACAUAUUCAGAAAAUGCAACCAAACACUUAAAGAAGGCGCACUCAGUAGGGUACAGUCUGCGAUGACUACCGCUUGUGGGUGUUUGAAUGAAUUACACCCUCUGCCUGGACAUAAAUGGGCAGUAAGGUUGUUUUAAAACACAUUUUAUUAGAAAUGCAUAAAAAUGCAACCAAUCAGCUCAAAGUAGUCAUAUAAGUCACGUCAUACAGUCCAAAAAGCAAAUUAUAACUAUUUCCCCUUAAUGUGUGUCCAGGCUCAGAGCAGAGCUGGGUUACCCGGGUUACCCCCACCAUCGGUUAAGAGUACUAUCUUUCGGUCAGUCAGUACCGCGACUGUAAAACCAACAUAAUGCAGUUUGCGGCGGUUGAGAGAUUUCACUUUUUUAUUUUUUAUUUUACCAAGAUGUUUCCUUGUCUAGUAAUUGUCUAAUUGUGUUUUCUGGAGCCACACCGCACAAAGCCUUCAGAACCUCUGAAGAAAUACAUUGUCAGACCUUAUUCAGUCAUUCCAGCUUUUAAUAUAUUGUAUGUAUUUGCAGAUUUACUGAUAUUUGUAUCGUGUCUCUCAACGUAGAAAUAUAUUUGACCAAGUGGUCUUUUUUGUACUCUUGUUGUUACAGGGUGAUUUCUUCUCUCCACUUUUCAUUUAUAAAUUUCUACGUAAAACAAUUUGUGGUGGGAAUUAGUUAAAAGUUGAAAGCUUUUCUGUGUCAAAUAUUUGUGUCUUGUUGGAGCAAAAACAGUUUGAAUUUGAACUUAAUGUUGAAUGUACGUUUUUCAUACUAUCUUUGUAUACAAAGUAUAUAAUACAUAACCAACCAGCUCGCAAUAAACUAUUUGUAGUAAUGUCAAAUCAUGUAUCAAUUCCGUUUUUAUCUUCUCUCUAGUUGAUUUUGUCUUGAGAGCAAUUAGAAGAGUUAGUACUAUUGUACAUUAUAUAGAUAUGCUGAACUCUGUGUUCUUUUGAAAAUAAAUCAGUCAUACAAA